GGCUCUCACGUGAGGGAGGCGGCAGCGCCCGGCUCACCCUGCCCGCUGCCCUAGGAGGAGGCGCGAGUGGGUCUGGGGCCGUCUGCAGCAUGCCGACGAGCUUCACCGUGGUGCCGGUGGAGGCGCAGGGCGAGGAGCGGCAGCGGGAUGGGCAGCGGCGAGAGGAGGAAGAUGACGGUGACGAGAGGGACCGGGGCACUGGGGAUGGGAUUGCCAGGGAAAGUAGUCCAUUUAUUAACUGGGCAGAAUUGGGCAGAGGAAACAUGUAUGAAGGAAAGAAUAUGGCUCUCUUUGAGGAAGAAAUGGAUAGUAACCCUAUGGUGUCAUCUCUUCUGAAUAAACUAGCAAACUACACUAAUCUAACUCAAGGAGUGGUGGAACAUGAAGCAGAUGAAGACAGCAAACGAAAGGAAGUCAAGGGUCCACGAAUGGGCACUUUUAUUGGCGUAUAUCUUCCCUGUUUGCAAAACAUUUUGGGAGUUAUCCUUUUCCUGCGUUUAACAUGGAUUGUAGGAACAGCUGGAGUUCUUGAGUCUUUCAUCAUUGUGUUCAUGUGUUGCGCUUGUACUAUUCUAACUGCAAUUUCAAUGAGUGCUAUAGCAACAAAUGGUGUAGUUCCAGCUGGAGGCUCUUACUACAUGAUUUCAAGAUCUCUAGGGCCAGAGUUUGGUGGAGCAGUGGGACUUUGUUUCUACUUGGGCACAACCUUUGCAGGAGCAAUGUACAUUCUUGGUACGAUUGAAAUUUUAUUGACCUAUAUUUCUCCAAGUGCUGCUAUAUUUAAAGUGGCAGAUGUUGGUGAAGAAACAGAGGCUAUGCUGAACAACAUGAGAGUCUAUGGAACAUGUAUUGUCAUUCUGAUGGCCAUAGUAGUUUUUGUGGGAGUAAAGUAUGUCAACAAACUUGCACUGGUCUUCCUUGCCUGUGUGAUUCUUUCCAUCAUUGCCAUAUAUGCUGGAGUUAUUAAGACUGCUUUUGACCCACCUGACUUUCCUAUCUGUCUCCUUGGAAACCGUACAUUGUCAAAACGCAGCUUUGAUGUCUGUGCCAAAUUUACUGAAAGCAAUAAUGAAACAAAGACUACACCUUUGUGGCGCCUGUUCUGUGAUAGUUCUUUGCUUAAUGCUACAUGUGAUGACUACUUUAGUCUCAAUAAUGUAACAGAAAUUCAAGGAAUUCCAGGAAUAAUGAGUGGAGUUCUAACUGAUAAUCUCUGGAAUGCCUAUUCAGAAAAAGGAUCAAUAGUUGAGAAAAAAGAUCAGGCAUCAGUUGCUGGAUCAGAAGAAUCAAAAAUGGGUGGAAUUCCUUAUGUUUUUACAGACAUCACAACCUACUUCACAAUGCUUGUAGGGAUUUAUUUCCCAUCUGUGACAGGUAUUAUGGCAGGUUCAAAUAGAUCUGGAGAUCUAAAGGAUGCUCAGAAAUCUAUUCCUACGGGAACAAUUUUGGCUAUUUCAACUACAUCUUUUAUUUAUCUCUCCUGUAUAGUGUUAUUUGGCGCCUGUAUAGAAGGUGUAAUAUUAAGAGAUAAAUUUGGAGAAGCAGUUAAUGGAAAUCUGGUGGUUGGUACACUGGCCUGGCCUUCUCCAUGGGUUAUUGUGAUUGGUUCAUUCUUUUCAACAUGUGGUGCUGGUCUCCAGAGUCUCACUGGUGCACCCCGGCUAUUGCAGGCCAUUGCAAGAGAUGGCAUUGUACCGUUUAUUCAAAUAUUUGGUCAUGGAAAAGCAAAUGGAGAACCAACUUGGGCUCUGCUCCUCACUGUUGGUAUUUGUGAAAUAGGAAUUUUGAUAGCCUCAUUGGACAGUGUAGCACCGAUUCUUUCAAUGUUUUUCCUUAUGUGCUAUAUGUUUGUAAAUCUGGCUUGUGCAGUUCAGACGCUUUUGCGAACUCCCAACUGGAGACCUCGUUUCAAGUAUUACCACUGGACUCUUUCAUUCCUGGGGAUGAGUUUAUGUCUUGCCUUGAUGUUCAUUUGCUCUUGGUACUAUGCUCUGAUUGGCAUGCUAAUGGCAGGGUGUAUAUACAAAUACAUAGAAUAUAGAGGAGCGGAAAAAGAAUGGGGCGAUGGAAUCCGAGGACUGUCUCUUAAUGCAGCUCGCUAUGCUUUGCUUCGUGUUGAAGAUGGUCCUCCUCACACCAAGAAUUGGAGACCUCAACUUCUGGUCUUGUUAAACUUGGAUAAUGAGCAGACAGUCAAACACCCUAGGUUGCUUUCUUUUACCUCUCAGUUGAAGGCUGGUAAAGGACUGACUAUUGUGGGUUCUGUGCUUCAGGAAAUCUACUUAGAUAAAUGUACAAAAACUCAGAAAGCUGAAGAGAAUGUUAAGGCCUUAAUGGGUGUAGAAAAGACUAAAGGAUUUUGCCAGAUUGUGGUAUCUCCUAACUUGAGAGAUGGAAUAUCCUAUUUGAUUCAGUCAGCUGGUCUAGGAGGGAUGAAGCACAACACAGUCCUGAUGGCAUGGCCACAGUCUUGGAAGCAGACAGAAAAUCGUUUCUCAUGGAAAAAUUUUGUUGAUACUGUACGAGAAACAACUUCAGCUCAACAAGCACUUUUGGUGGCUAAAAACAUUGACUUAUUUCCAACAAAUCAAGAACGUUUUACUGAAGGAAAUAUAGAUGUGUGGUGGAUUGUUCAUGAUGGUGGUAUGCUGAUGUUGCUGCCUUUUCUCCUUCGACAGCACAAGGUUUGGAGAAAAUGUAAAAUGCGUAUCUUCACCGUUGCUCAAAUGGAUGAUAAUAGCAUUCAAAUGAAGAAGGAUCUUCAGAUGUUCUUAUACCACCUUAGACUAAAUGCUCAAGUGGAAGUUGUUGAAAUGUUUGAAAAUGACAUUUCUGCAUUCACAUAUGAGAAGACACUUAUGAUGGAACAGCGAUCUCAGAUGCUAAAACAGAUGCAGCUAUCAAAGAAUGAAAGAGAAAGGGAGGCUCAGCUGAUCCAUGAUAAAAACACUGCCUCACGCUCUGCUCCAGCAGUUGAAGCAAGCGUGGCUGCUGCUGUGCCAGAGAAAGUGCAAAUGACCUGGACUAAAGAAAAGUUUGUAGCGGAAAAGCAUAAAAACAAGGAUUCCAAUGUGUCUGGAUUUAAAGAUAUUUUCAACAUGAAGCCGUAAGAGCUACUCCCUGUGUCAAACCAAUGUAGUAGACACAAAAACAAUGACAGAGGGAAAUCAGCUUGUUGUUUCCUCAUGUUGUGAUUUUAAGCAUGCACAUGCAUAUUUUCUUAGUUCUGCAAGAAGACUGCACUUAGAAGCAUAGUUUAAAUUAUUUUCUGCAUAUGACCAAACCAAAACUGUGGAUGUCAAGGGAAAUUAUUGUGCUCAUGCUCUAAAGCAUUGUCCUAGGCCGCAUUAUACUCUUAAUUAUUAGGGGUUUUUUAAAUUUUUAUCUUUGAAACUUUUCUUUUUACUACUUUAGAAUUGUGCAAAACACUGAUUUCAGAUUUUAUUAUUUUAAGACUGCUAUGUAUAGUUGGGUAGAAAUUACAGUUCAAACUUGGUGUGCCUGUACAGUAUAUUAAUAUUAUUGACUUUAAAAUGUACCUGAUGGCAUAAUAUUUUUUUUCUAUGCAUUUGCUUUCCUUCCACAUAGAGAAUGGGAAAAUCUGUAAGUGUAAAUUUCACUUCACCUAAACAACAUAGGCUGGGUUCUCUGGUUCUUGUGAUCUUGUACAUUAUAUGCAUGCUUCUAAAUUGUAAUUUGCAAUGCAUGUAUUUUUUUGUUCCUUGUUUAAUAUACUGUGAUUUAGCAUGCCACUGAAAAAAUAUCAUUGUGACUUUUUAAUGUUCUCUUAAAUAUGGUCAACUUUCUAUUCAAGGUAAGUCACAAAACAUGUGUUAUAGUUUCUGUAAGAAUAUAAAACUUGACAGUACUUCUCUGCACCAGCAUAAUAUUUAGUGUUCUAAUUAACUACAUUAAAAAAUGUGGGGUUUUUUUUGGGUUUUUUUUUUUUUUUGUUUUUUUUUUUUUUUUUUUUUUUUUUUUUUUCCUGGAAGAACAGUCUCCCAUUGUGCUAUAACUACUUAGACAAUAGGGAAUAUUUGUUCACAAAGGGAACUUUCAUGAUUCAUCAAAAGUCAGUUCUUGCCUGCCUUCUACCAGCCCAUGCAUAUGUAGAAAUAACAUAAGUUCAGACAUACAUUGGGUAUGACAGCACACAAAAAUGGAAUACUACAUCUCUUGAGUGGAACUCACUCGCCUGCUCUGCUUUUUUUCAGAGUUCAGCAUUUUCUUAAUUUUAUCUGCUCAACAAAUUGAGCUUCUUAUAAAAUGCUGGAAGUUUAGUUUGUCUAUUGUGUAUGAUUUCAGUUCUACCAGUGCUUGAAGGAUAAGUGAUGUUAGCCUUAGUUCACAUUUUACACACCAUAAGCCUUCAUUUCAGUGCUGAUUUUUUACCCACUCUGUCACAAAGUUACACCCUGCCUUUUAUUUUUAGUUUAACAAUGUUUCAGUUUCAAUAGUUAUGCAUCUCAGUUAUACAAUCUUGCCUCUCUUCAUAGUUCUUUUUAGUCUUCUCAAAAUGCAGUUCUGCUUCCAAAAAAUGGAACUUCAAGCUUUCCUUCGUUCCAUAUAUAGAUUUUGUACAGUUUGUUCUUAGGAUAGCUAGCCACUGUGAUAGAAAAUCCUCCAGGAGGGACGGAUAAACUCAGUUUUAGAAAUAUCAUUCUCUUAUAGCGGGGAAGAUGGGAGGUGGCAGAGCAUGAAGAAUCAAUUUAAUUGACAGGGCUGGUUUCCCUGGCCAAUAAAUUUCAGGCCAAAUUACUUUUAACUAUUUAUUUGGGAAAAAAACAAAUGCAAAAACAACCCCUACUUUUAGGCAGCAGAUAUUUCAGAUGAAUGGGCUAAGGUAGAGUUUGAAUAUUUUUUGUCACACUGUAGCAUAUGAUUCAUUUCCAGCCUUGGCUAACUCUACACACAGCUGUUUCUCAGGAACUGUAAGGAAACUGUUCUUUUGUUCUGAAAAACCACUGAACCAUACAAAAGAGAUACUAAAAUAAGGACAUUUUAAAAACCCUAGCAGUUUUUUCUUCUUGUGCACAGAUCUACAACAAUUGUAUUUGUAGGUGAAACAGGGAAAAUACUAGGUAAUGUUGAUAAUGUAAAGGAAUAAGCUCAAUUUCAGUUCACUGCUUACUGCCAUACUGUUACAACAUAAGAAGUUAGCAUUUUUUUCAAAAUUCUGUGGUGUUUCUGAAUUUUCUUCACCAGCUGGUAGAAUUUUGUAAUGUUUCCAAAGGAACAUGAGUAAAAUCUUCUACUGUACAACACAAAUUUUGUGAUCUUUCCGUUGCAUUCCUGUAAUUUCAUUGUUUGGAAAUUCUUGUGUAAAUCCAGUUAUUUUUUUAUGUAAGUCAAUAAACAAGAUUCUUAGUG
Messenger RNA from Pyrgilauda ruficollis (rufous-necked snowfinch), 5370 nucleotides. Its product is annotated as solute carrier family 12 member 7. Gene Ontology annotation, cellular component: membrane. Bases 90 to 3110 code for a protein of 1006 amino acids. Lineage: Eukaryota; Metazoa; Chordata; Aves; Passeriformes; Passeridae. The record is from RefSeq and is a predicted model, not a curated record. Gene Ontology annotation, biological process: chloride transmembrane transport; chloride ion homeostasis; chemical synaptic transmission. Gene Ontology annotation, molecular function: potassium:chloride symporter activity. The transcript has 23 exons.